UAUAUAAAAUUUUGUAGAAAAUCAAGAUCACAUUUUAUAAAAACACUUAAAAAAAUUUAAAUUAUUGAUUGAGCUAAGUGAGAUAUUAAGUGGCCUAUGAUAAUCACACUGUACAAGUACUGUAUAUGUAUGAAAACCAUUGAAGCAGUCAGUAUUUUUAUCAUUGCAAUCCUUUAGUUAACACUACCGAACUUCAAAACUGAUAAAAUGAAAUUUUGUUGUAUUUUGUUGUCAUUCGCCAUUGUAGAAGUUUUGGCAGCUCCUCAAUUUGAGGGCUAUAUCAAGCAGCUUAUGAUUACAAGCAAAUACAUCAAGCUCACAGAAAACUUUUCAUAUCCCAAGGACGCACGCAUCGCAGAUUCUGACGAAUGUGAUACAUUUCCAUCUGUAUUGUAUAAUGCAAUAAAAAAUCUUAUUCAUGGAGAUACAUCUAUGGAGCAACUUGUUGGCAUUUUGGUAUUGCCGGAACUUGCGAACACUAAAAACCUGCAGCAACGCAUCGAUGGCCAGAUUGUUUUGCGAAAUGAAAUAGGAAAAGAAACAAAACUUCCUGUGCCUGUUGUUAAAACCCGAGAUGUUCCUGUGCCUAAAAAUAAAGACGAAGGUCUUAAAGUGAUAUCAAAACUUGAGAAUGAGCUAAGAUCUAAAACCGGUGAAGCUAUUCUCGAUUUAUUCGAAUAUGCAAUAGACAAUAAAGAGUCAGAUCAUACAGCAUUCAGCUGCUAUUCAAAGAUAUGUCGUGUAGCAGGAUUGGCCAAAAGUAUUAAAAACCCAAGUUUAUAUAUAAUAAAAGCUGAGUAUGAAGAUGAGUAUUGUUGGCUAACUGCUGUAGACAAAAGUGUUGAGACAAUUAACUUGGAUUGUAUUGAUGUUAAGAAUUCAAUUUUAGCAUGAUUAUUGUACAAUGUCUAAACAUGCAAUUAUGUAUAUCGCUAUAACUGUAUGCCAUUAUAUCUCUUCAAUUACAAUUAUAUAACAAUUAUUUCACUUAAAUAUAGAGUAUGAACUUGCACUGAAUGUAAUACAACACAGUAAUAUGUUAUAUUUAAAUAUUUUAAAAUGAAAAUAAAUAAAUCUAUUUAUCUAUCUA
This is a messenger RNA of Adelges cooleyi (spruce gall adelgid), 1090 nucleotides long. RefSeq lists its product as uncharacterized. The record is from RefSeq and is a predicted model, not a curated record. The transcript is spliced from 13 exons. Bases 208 to 894 code for a protein of 228 amino acids. NCBI's taxonomy places the organism in Eukaryota, Metazoa, Arthropoda, Insecta, Hemiptera, Adelgidae.